This is a messenger RNA of Plectropomus leopardus (leopard coralgrouper), 1713 nucleotides long. NCBI's taxonomy places the organism in Eukaryota, Metazoa, Chordata, Actinopteri, Perciformes, Serranidae. The record is from RefSeq and is a predicted model, not a curated record.
ACCAAAAUGACAGCAUUUUAUCACUGAAACUGUAAAAACAUAUUAAUGUCUUAUUUUCAAAAUUAUUUUGGGUCUCCAGAAGUCAUGUUAGUUUUGACAUGCCCGUGACGAUGUGUGUGAACCCCGUGUGACCUCCGUCCUCUGAAGGACAGUCUUAACAGAGUGCGUUUGUUCCGGUCAGAUCUUGACGAGAAGAUUGCGGUUCCGUCUGGAGCGAGCGCCGGGCGAGACGGCUCUGAUCGACCGGACGGGACGCAUGCUGAAGAUGGAGCCGCUGGCCACCGUGGAGUCUCUGGAGCAGUACCUGCUGAAGAUGGUGGCGAAGCAGUGGUACGACUUCGAGCGCUCGUCCUUCGUCUUCGUGAGGAAACUGAGGGAAGGACAGACCUUCACAUUCAGACACCAACACGACUUCGACGAGAACGGAAUCAUCUACUGGGUCGGAACCAACGCCAAGACGGCCUAUGAGUGGGUGAACCCCGCCGCCUACGGCCUGGUGGUUGUGACAUCAUCAGAGGGGCGGAACCUCCCCUAUGGGCGGCUGGAGGACAUCCUGAGUCGGGAUAGCUCCGCCCUCAACUGCCACACCAACGACGACAAGAACGCCUGGUUCGCCGUCGACCUCGGCCUCUGGGUCAUCCCCUCGGCGUACACGCUGAGACACGCCAGGGGUUACGGACGCUCUGCGCUCAGGAACUGGGUGUUUCAGGUGUCGAAGGACGGUCAGAACUGGACGACUCUGUACACACACGUAGACGACUGCAGCCUCAACGAGCCGGGGUCGACGGCCACGUGGCCUCUGGACCCGUCCAAAGAGGAGAAGCAGGGCUGGAGACACAUCCGCAUCAAGCAGAUGGGGAAGAACGCCAGCGGACAGACGCACUACCUGUCUCUGUCCGGACUGGAGCUGUACGGCACCGUCACCGCCGUCUGCGAGGACCAGCUGGGUAAAGCUGUGAAGGAGGCGGAGGCCAACCUGCGUCGCCAGCGCCGCCUCUUUCGUUCCCAGGUGAUGAAGUACAUCGUCCCGGGGGCGCGGGUCGUCCGCGGCAUCGACUGGAAGUGGCGCGACCAGGACGGAAACCCGGCCGGGGAGGGCACCGUCACCGGAGAGGCUCACAACGGUAAGACACUGAAACUAAAGACUAAAACCUCCACCUCCUCCUCCUCCUCCUCCUCCUCCUCCUCAUCGUCAUCGUCAUCGUCAUCGUCUUUGUCGUCCUCCGUCCCGCAGCUUCAGGAGUCUUCAGACGCUCACGUACAGCAGCUGUCCAGUAACUUGAGUAACUUCUCUUCUCAGGAGUCGUCCUGCGUCUGAGGAUCAGCGGUGGGAAGAUAUUUGUUCCAGCUAGUUCUGAAUUUGAAAAUAUUCACUCAAUAUUGAGGUUCACGUUGCGGUGCAGGAACACCUCAGCUGUUGAAGUUUAGGUGAAACGAGGGAAAAAAAACGUACUAAAAAAAAGACUUAAAAAUGAUGCACACAAAUUUAACAACACGAGGAGAAAUUAAAUAUCAGUAGUGAAAGUUUUAUCGCCUGCUGGUUCAAAUAUCUGCCCACAGUCAGCAGUCAUGUUUUACUCUGUGAUCUGCAGGUUAACCUUUUCCUCCCUGAACACGUGACUUUAACAUGACCUGGUGUGGACGCGUGUUCAGCGUCCGUCUGUGUGUCUGCACAAAACCAUCAUUCAUGUCUCGCUUUGAAAGAUUAACAGA